AAAAGGUCAGAUAAAGCAUAGGAACCCUCACAAAGCGGGGGGUGAGGGCGGAUAACCACAAACACAGGGACGCAUCUUCAAUACAGGACAGUGUUGUCUGAGAGGCAGAAACUUGGAUGUCCAUUCUGAGCAGUUUAUCUUAUUGGAUAUAAGAUUUUUAGAGGAAGGUAAAGGUCGCUGUGGCGCUUUGACAGACUUGAUAGAAUCAACAAAUUGCCUUCAUUUGGCCAUCAUGAAUGGAGAAUCACCAAACCAGGAGAAAGAAACGACCUGCCAGUCAGACACCACCACCACCACCACCAAGCCAGAUGAGCCAGGCCUGUAUGUGUGUAAAGACUCAGAGAACACAGCAGAAGGUCAGAGGGCAACUGAUGUUGCAGAGAGCGAGGAGGCAGAAAAAGGCCAAGAUAAAGCCAGCGCCGAAGAUACAAAUGAGACGCAGAACGUCUCGGAGCCUGCCGAAGAGGCGGGACAAGAUAAAGAGACGGCGUCAGCGGUCGAUGACGUGAAGGGAGCCGAUGUGACAACAGAGGAACGCGAUGGGACAGGAGACGUGGAGGAGGAAGACAAGAGAGAGGAGCGGGGGAAUGAGAUGCAGAAUCGAGAAAAUGGGAACGUCAAGGAGGAGAUCAAGGAGGGGGAGGGAAGAAAGGUAGAGAACCAAGGAGAAGAUGUUAAAAACAACAAAGCAAAAGAAACUGAGCGGGACAAAGAGGUGACCGACAAUAAAAAGGUGAAGGAGACAGAGAAACAAGCGAAGCCCAAGAGAAAGGGGGGCCCUCCCUCCUCCUCUAUCUCUCGACCGAGGCCCUCUGCACGCUCCAUUAGGGCGUCCAAUAGAACUGAUAUUAUUGCCAAGUUCCAGCAAGGUGCACCAGAGACACCGAUAGCUCGCAAUUUCAAAAUUCAGAAGUCCUCUACGGCCGCGGCGACAGGAGCUUCAAUCAAGCAGAAGAUUCUUCAGUGGUGCCGCAACAAGACGCGCAAAUAUGAGGGUGUAAAUAUUGAAAACUUCUCAUCGUCCUGGAGUGAUGGGCUGGCGUUCUGCGCGCUAAUCCAUCGCUUCUUUCCCGAAGCCUUUGACUACAGCUCACUGAAACCAGACAAGAGGGAGGAGAACUUCACUUUGGCUUUCCAAACAGCAGAGUCCCUGGCUGACUGCUGCCCCCUGCUGGAAGUGUCUGACAUGCUCAUGAUGGGCAAGCACCCAGACCCGAUGUGUGUGUUCACCUACGUGCAGUCCCUGUGCCACAGCCUCUCCAAAAUAGAGAAGGAGAGGAAGGAGAAGGAAGAGAAGGCCGGAGGCGCGAAAGAGGAAGGCAAUGACAUAGCAGGACAGGAGGCAUGUGUUGACUGUGAGAAGACGGAGAACCAAGAGGAGAACCAAGAGGAGAACCAAGAGGAGAACCAAGAAGAGAACCAAGAAGAGGGCAAAGAGACGAAAGGAAACGAGGAAGUGGAAGAUUGUCCAACGACGAGCCAGGAUGAAGAAGCCAAGGGAGUUUCGGCUGAGGCAGAGACUUAGAACAAAUCCGACGGAAAGCUUAAAAGACUGAGAAGAAUGAAAAUGGUUGUUGACGGUGACGUAGUUCAUUCAGUGCUGCAAAAGGCGGUCCCAAUUUUGAUGCAUGUUUCAAAUGUAAUGAAUUUUGAGUUUGUUUGUUUUUUCACUCAUUUAUCACUUUUGUUUUGAGCACUCUCCAAAGAAAUAAUGUUGCCAUAAUGUGUGUAAAUAAAAAUAAAAACUAAGAUGAUUAAAAAAGGA
Messenger RNA from Fundulus heteroclitus (mummichog), 1765 nucleotides. It is a transcript of the gene smtnl1, whose product is annotated as smoothelin-like 1. Lineage: Eukaryota; Metazoa; Chordata; Actinopteri; Cyprinodontiformes; Fundulidae. Gene Ontology annotation, molecular function: protein binding. The record is from RefSeq and is a predicted model, not a curated record. Gene Ontology annotation, biological process: actin cytoskeleton organization. The transcript has 5 exons. Bases 233 to 1525 code for a protein of 430 amino acids. Gene Ontology annotation, cellular component: microtubule organizing center; filamentous actin.